CCGCAGGUUUUAUGUUUCAGUUUGUUUAUUUCGAAUUUUGUCAUUCUCCGAAAUAACCCCGCUGUUAUACGUCAUAACUAGUUUGUGACCAAUUAUGGUGACAUGUUGACGAAUUAUUUGAUCAGGAUGGUUAUUUACACUAAAUUUGAUUUGGCGCCCAACGUGGGACAGAAAUAAGUUGAUUAUAUUUUAAGUCAAACAACAAUAUUGGAGUCAAAAUUGUUGAAAUACCUAAAUAUAAAACUUUGCAAUCACGAUGAUGUUACUAUAUAGACUGUGUAUAUGGAAAAGUGGAAAAAUGUUAAUGGCACUGUUUCUUUUGGAUUGGCUAUUUGCUGCUUCUACGGACGCUACCACUCACGAGCCGGGCUUCAGCGCGCCGAUAGCAAAUGUGACCGCGCCUCUCGGCCGAGAAGCGAUACUCGCUUGCACCGUACACAACCUCUCCACUUAUAAGGUGGCGUGGCUGCGAGUGGACACGCAGACUAUUCUUACAAUACACACGCACGUGAUAUCGAGGAGUCGAAGAGUGGGGGUGACGCAUAGUGACCACAGGACCUGGUUCCUCCAUAUCAGGGAGCUUCGGGAGACGGACAGAGGAUGGUACAUGUGUCAGAUUAACACAGACCCCAUGAAGUCGCAACUUGGGUAUUUGGAUAUUGUUGUACCUCCGGAUAUCCUCGACCGAGGCACAAGCACAGACCAAACGGUGCGAGAAGGCGCCUCGAUAAAUUUAACAUGUGCCGCCACAGGAUCACCGCAUCCGCAAAUUACUUGGAGAAGAGAACAUUCCAAACCUAUUACCAUCUCAGAUGGCAUGCAAGUGACGUCAUUUGAAGGCCCAGAGCUGAAUAUAAGUCGUGUGACGAGACAACAUGCGGGGGCUUAUCUAUGCAUCGCGUCAAACGGCGUGCCUCCGACGGUCAGCAAGAGAAUCAUGCUUACUGUACAGUUUCCCCCAGUAAUAACAAUAAGGAACCAGCUAGUGGGGGCGGCGCUCGGCACCGAGCUAGUGCUGGAAUGUGAGACGGAGGCCUAUCCUAAACCAGUCAGCUACUGGAGCAGAGAUAACGGCGAGAUCGUCCCUGUUGGGGGUGGUUUGGAGCCGCACAAGAUAGAUGGAUCUUAUCGAUCAGUGCUGAAGCUGGCGAUACGGCGAGUCACUAGUUCCGAUUACGGGACUUACAAAUGUGUUUCUAAAAAUUCCCUUGGUGACACCGAGGGUACUAUUAAAUUGUAUCCUAUGCCUCUUCCAGCGAUGGAGAACAAAAAUGUUGUCCAAAGGUUAAACAUCAUAGCUGAUAAAUCAUCUGAAAGUACCCCCUUCGGCACCCAAGAUUUCAGGUUACAAGAUUACAACAGGGCGGGAUCAAUAGAGCUUUGGUGCCGCGUUUGUUUAUGCUUAUUAGUACUUUUCAUCCAGAUAGCAGCGACCCGGGGUUAAUGUUCCUGUUUAAGUUUAGUCACUAAGUAAAUAAUACUUGCCCAUACAGUUCAAUCAAUUAGAUGGGCUUAGCUUCCGUUUGUAAAUCUUCAAAAUAACUAGGCCUUCAACUUUCAAUUUGUUUUUUAAUUUGUCUUUUUGUAUGCUUCCAUGAUUAUUUCUUAUACAUCAAAAAGUUUCUUACUUAAGGCUUAAUUGUAUAAAUGAAAAUAAAACGAAUCUCAAAAUGUGUAUAAAAUGGAAUUGUUUCAUCAUGUCGCUUGCGGCGUGGGGUAAAAUUAUCAUAAGGGAAGUUCGUUUAAAAUAUGAACGAAAUUGGAAGGUUCACAUUUUCGUCAUUUUGAGAUGAAGAGGUUGAAAGGAGUCAGUUAAAUUCUUUGGCCUUGUUAAUCACUUCAUACAAAAAAUGAGAAACUCAAUACUAAUAUCUAUAUUAUAUAAAAACAAUGGCUGGUAGUAUUGAAUUCUAUGAAACUAUAUACAUUUUAAUUGGUUACCCGAUAGUGAGAAUUAAUUAUCGAACCAUAUCCAACACUAUACCUGCAAAAGGUUAUUUUGAUGAUGUUUGGGUACAAAAUUGAACGUUAAAGGAUAGUAACGUGGACGUACUGAAAUAUUUAGGCUUGCGCCCGAGAUUUUGCAGAUAGUCUUUUGUCGAAUCCUCAGAUUAUGAGAAAAGAGAUAGAGACUUCGUUCUAUUUCACUACGUCUUUUUUAUUAAAAAAAUAUAGUACUGAGGAAAAAUUAAGGAACUUGUGUCGGCGCAC
This is a messenger RNA of Helicoverpa zea (corn earworm), 2211 nucleotides long. Its product is annotated as neurotrimin-like. Bases 257 to 1444 code for a protein of 395 amino acids. The transcript has 10 exons. The record is from RefSeq and is a predicted model, not a curated record. Lineage: Eukaryota; Metazoa; Arthropoda; Insecta; Lepidoptera; Noctuidae. Gene Ontology annotation, cellular component: neuron projection.